AUGGAAUCUUUAGAUAACUAUAUAGAGGAGGAGGAGGAUGAGGAGUCCUUAAUGAAUCUUAAUCCGGAAUCUCCUUUAGAUUUAAAUCUAUUUGCCAAUCCAAUUAAACUCGGUAAAAAGAAACAAAUAUUUGAAUAUCAAAAAAUGUCAACUUCUUUACAACAAUCAAAUUAUUAUUUUUUGGUUACGCCAAAUUAUUUUUGGAGUAAAGUUCCAAAUCAACAUAUGUGUGUCAAUUUAUUCAAUGUAAAUGAAGUGAAUAGAGUGUACAAAAAACAUUCACCAUUUCAAUUGAAUUUUAAAGUUUCGAAAUGGCAACCACACUCCAAAUCCCCGUCAGUGAUAGACGAAGCUACAGUUGUUAGCAAGCUUCAGAAUGUAUUUUCAAAGGGCCCUACUACAUUGGAAGAUGGUGAAGCCCUCAUGGAAGAACUCAUCUUUGACAAUGCCGGUACCUACACAAUUAAAUGCUACGGUGUUAUUUUGGAUCAAGACAUUCACACCGAUUUUAGUUUUAAGUUUACUAUUAAUGCAAUUGGUGAGAGAUCACCUUCUAAAACAUCUAAAGAUAAUUCUAAAUCAAAAAAAAAAAAAGAUGUUUAUAUAGAGGAAAAGUUUACUACAGAUUUUAAUCACGAAAGAAAAGUCAAAAUGGAAGUUGAUAUGGCAAGAGUUCAGGAAAAAGCUGAAUGGGAUAAAUAUGAUCAACUUUCUGUUCAGUAUACUAGUGAAUUUAGAAAAAUACCAUUUCUCUAUUCAAAGCUCUUGAUUAGUCAAGGAAUUGGAUCAACUUAUCUUGGAAACUAUGGAGAAUCACAUAGACUAUUUGAUAAAGCAUUAGAAAAAGAUUCUUCUCUUGAAAACCUAUUCGAAGCUAGUACUAUGAGAUCUGUUUCUCAUAGAAUACAAAAGAAUUUCAAAGCUUCAGAAUUACUAUUGACUUUUGCAACUAGUUUAUAUCUUGAUCUGAAAGAUAAAUAUCCAAAAAAGAUAUGUCAAUUCACCAAUCUACUUAUGGGUCAAUAUUAUUUCAACUAUGCAGCACAUCAUUCUGAUCUAUUCCAAAUGAAUUUUAAAAACAAUUUGAAAAAGGAGGAGGAAGUAAAAGAUUUGUUUAAAAAAUCAAUGGAUUAUUACAAUAGAGAUUGUGAAAAUAGUAAAGCAAAUGGAUCUGAGGUGAAUGCCAGAAGUAUAAAUGGAUACUAUAGAAGCAAUAUUCGAAUUGUUCAAACUAUUAUUGGAUCAAAUAAUACAAAAGAACAAGAUUUGAAUAAUGCUUAUUUACAAUUUCUAAAAGCUUGUAAAAUUUUAAAAUUAAUAGUUUCAAUAAUUAGAAUUCUUAAAAAGAAUUUUCUAUAUGAUCUGAACGCCACUAGAACUCAAAUUCAUUUCCAUUUUACAUUGGCAGAUCUACAUAGAAAGAAAUUCCAAAUUACCAACAAUCAAUCUUAUGAUUUCAAAAGGGAUUGUCUUUCUGACUUUCUCAAGUCAAUUAAACAAUCAUAUGAUAGUGCUUAUCGUAAUGGAUUUAGAAAUGAAAUGCGUUAUAAUACCGAUCGUUUCUAUGAUUUGGAUAACCAGGCCAACAAUAGUAAAAACCCAGAUUUAGAUUUGAAGACAUUACUUGGAACAUUGACUGGAUAUGGCGAGUUGGUAGAAGACAUGAAGAGUCUUUCCUUUAGCCAAUCCAAGAGUGUUAGAAUUAGAGAAAUUGAUGAAAAUGGGAAUGAAAUUGUAAAAAAACAAAAAAUUAAUCAUAGCCAAACUCAGGCCAUAGCAACCAAAGUGCAUCAUGUAUCACCGUUAUACUAUCUUCUUUCAUUAUCUGUAAACUCCAGCUUUAUCAGAGAUCAACUAGAUCAGCUACCAUCAACGAAAUUUAUGUCACUAGAACAACGCCAACAAUCUUUAACUCUUAAAGCUCAACUUGAAUAUUUAAAUUCUUUAGAGCUAAAGACUAAAACAGAUUUUCCUUUAUAUAAUCAACAAUAA
Heterostelium album PN500 is the source of this 1992-nucleotide messenger RNA. RefSeq lists its product as uncharacterized. Bases 1 to 1992 code for a protein of 663 amino acids. Lineage: Eukaryota; Evosea; Eumycetozoa; Acytosteliales; Acytosteliaceae. The record is from RefSeq and is a predicted model, not a curated record. The transcript is spliced from 6 exons.